AUGAAGGUCCAUAGCGAGCGACAUCCUACCCUCUACUACGACGACGGCAACGUCGUCCUCUCGGGUCGCACCCACGAUGGCGAGCUCCAGUACUUCCGUGUUCACAAGUCCAUCCUCUCCCGACAUUCCCCCGUCCUCGCCGAUAUGUUCUCCAUCCCCCCACUCCUCGCCACAGGUUCCAGGACACACUUUGCGGAAUCCUACGACGGCGUCGUCCAUGUGCAGAUGCCUGAUACCGCAGAGGAGCUGAUCAGUUUCCUCACGAUGUUCUAUGACCCACUCGGAACCGCAUACAAGCGGUUCGACCCCAACACCCCUGUGCUCAUCGACGGCGCCCUCAAGCUCGCCAUGAAGUACGAAUGCGACGCCCUCCGCCGCCGGCUCACCGCCUCCCUCGAGGCCGACUGGCCGCAAACCCUCGCCCAGUGGGACGCGCGCCGCGCAGAGGCCGUCAUCCUCCGCUCCGAGCACUCCCUCCAGCUGACGGGCAAGGUCGACGGGCUCUACCUCGACGACCGCCUCCCCGAGCCCGCGAGCGCGAUCCGCAUCGCAAGCGACUACGGCAUCCCGAGCAUCCUCCCCGCCGCGUUCUACACGCUCGCGCUGCUCAGCACCGACGCCGACUGGGACGAGUGCCGCGCGAACCCCGGCAAGCACCUCCGCUUCGGCGCGCGGACCGCGCGGUGGCGGCUGCUCGACAAGCGUGACCUCAUGCGCCUCGUGCACGGGCAGAAGCUGCUCGCGGCGCACACGAGGGCGAUCGGGACGGACAUUUUCGGGCUGCGGUGCCAGCGUGGGGUGAAGGGGUGCACGAAGGCGAGGGGCGACUGCUGGAAGUACUUUCAGGAGAACGCGCCCAACUCGAUGGACGACCCCCUGGACAUCCUGCACGACUGCAUGCGCCUUGACACCCUGUUCAGCGAGCUUCCGUGCGCGGCUUGCACGGCGGAUAUCAUCGUCAUGGCGGAAAAGAAGCGGAGGGAGCUGUGGAGGAGCCUUCCCGCCGUUUUUAACCUUCAGUGAGUUCGAGCUGUUAGCCUUUGCGUUGUGUUUGCUUCAUAUUGUCUGCCAUAAUCAUAAAGAAUCGUGUACUUUUAUCAUCCACUUAUAUCUCACACUUCCC
Molecule: messenger RNA, 1123 nt
Organism: Dichomitus squalens LYAD-421 SS1
Lineage: Eukaryota; Fungi; Basidiomycota; Agaricomycetes; Polyporales; Polyporaceae
Exons: 2
Coding region: 1-1023 (340 amino acids)
Molecular function (GO): protein binding
Source: RefSeq, a predicted model, not a curated record